GCUUAGGGUUAGGGUGUGGCAAUGGCCGCGCGACGAGCUCUCCGGAAGCUCGGAGGGGGAGCUUCCAGUCUCUUCGCCGAUUGCCACACAUCACAUUCUUCCGGGCAACGAUCCUGGUCCAGGUUUCACGAAUUCGCGAGGGCGGAUUAUCACUUCGCCGCGCACAGGGAUGAAUCAUCGCGGCGGGAUCAGGGGCAUUUCCCGCUGGAUGCCAGGAGCAUCGCGAUGUUUGGGAAUUCCAGGAUUCUGGGCAAGGCUGUUGCUGCUGCUGGCCUUGGCGGCGGCCAUUCCGUUCGAUUUUGUAGCUCGAUGAGUGAGAGUGCGGCGGAGAGCAUUCGAUUUCCGGAGACGCUGGCGGAUGCCGCGCAGGAAAUCGUGUCCGGCGCCGCUGGUGCCACUUACGAUCUUAGCAAAGAGAUCGUUUUGGCGGUGUCCGAGUCUUUCCCCUGGACAGCGGCAGUGCAGUACGUUAUAUACGCGACUCACGUUGUUACAGGUCUUCCUUGGUGGUUGUCCAUAGCUCUCACGACGGUCGCCGUUCGUACUAUGGUUCUUCCACUGGUUAUCUAUCAAGUGAAAUCUACGGCAAGGUUUGCGCUGUUGAGACCAGAUCUCGAGAAGAUCAAAGUUGAUAUGGAACAAGCUAACUAUGAUCCUGUCGCUUUGGCCGAGAACAAGAGGAAAAUGGCUGAGCUCUUUGCAAAACACAAAACUGAUCCUUUUACUCCUCUUAUCGGCGCGCUGCUUCAAGGACCUAUCUUCAUGUGCUUCUUUUUUGGGCUGCGCACAAUGGCAGAAAAAAUGGAUUCUUUCAAAGAGGGUGGUGCGUUUUGGUUCACGGACUUGACAACUCCGGACGAACUAUAUAUUCUGCCUUUCAUUACUACUGCCACUUUCCUGAUAACAGUGGAGCUCAAUGCUGUCGACGGAAUGCAAGGACAACCGAAUCAGAAGACCAUGAAGAACAUAUUGAGAGGAAUGGGAGUUUUGUUUCUGCCUCUCACUGCGCAGUUUCCGAAGGCUCUUUUUUGCUACUGGGUGACGUCCAACCUGUGGUCGAUGCUUCAGGGUGCUUUGCUGCGAAACAAGAAAUUCAAAGCAUAUCUCGACAUCCCGGACACGUCUCACUUGGGAACUCCAGCGCCGCCGCCUACAAUCACCAGCUCCAAACCCCCGGCGAGAAAGGCAAUCACUCCUCCACCGGGCGUAAGUUUCAAUCCCGGCGACUCGAAGAAGGCAAGGCGCCUGGUCCACUGAGCCUACCAAAAUCUCUGCGAGGUAAUUUAGAGCAAGUUUUGCAGGAAACACGAAGAACAAUUAAUCAUAAAGUUGCUGCCACCAGUGUAAAAAAAUCUGAGACAACGUUUCCAUGUUCUCCAAAAGUAUCAAAGCUGAUACGAAAGAGAGGCUUAUUCUUAUUC
Selaginella moellendorffii is the source of this 1421-nucleotide messenger RNA. Its product is annotated as mitochondrial inner membrane protein OXA1. The record is from RefSeq and is a predicted model, not a curated record. Bases 22 to 1257 code for a protein of 411 amino acids. NCBI's taxonomy places the organism in Eukaryota, Viridiplantae, Streptophyta, Lycopodiopsida, Selaginellales, Selaginellaceae. Gene Ontology annotation, molecular function: membrane insertase activity. Gene Ontology annotation, cellular component: mitochondrial inner membrane. Gene Ontology annotation, biological process: mitochondrial respiratory chain complex IV assembly; protein insertion into mitochondrial inner membrane from matrix. The transcript is spliced from 9 exons.